CUCCUGCCCGGGCCCCUGUUGUUGCUGCUGUCGCCUGCGCCUGCUGCCCCAACUCGGCGCCCGACUUCUUCAUGGUGUGCGGAGGUCAUGUUCGCUCCUUAGCCGGCAAACGACUUUUCUCCUCGCCUCCUCGCCCCGCAUGUUCAGGACCAAACGAUCUGCGCUCGUCCGGCGUCUCUGGAGGAGCCGCGCGCCCGGCGGCGAGGACGAGGAGGAGGGUGCAGGGGGAGGCGGAGGAGGAGGAGAGCUGCGGGGAGAAGGGGCGACGGACGGGGCGCCCGCCAGCGCGCAACCCGCGCAGCCGCCCUCGUCUUACUCGCUCCCCCUCCUGCUGUGCAAAGUGUUCAGGUGGCCGGAUCUCAGGCAUUCCUCGGAAGUCAAGAGGCUGUGUUGCUGUGAAUCUUACGGGAAGAUCAACCCUGAGCUGGUGUGCUGCAACCCCCAUCAUCUUAGCCGACUCUGCGAACUAGAAUCUCCCCCCCCUCCUUACUCCAGAUACCCGAUGGAUUUUCUCAAACCAACUGCAGACUGUCCAGAUGCUGUGCCUUCCUCCGCUGAAACAGGGGGAACGAAUUAUCUGGCCCCUGGGGGGCUUUCAGAUUCCCAACUUCUUCUGGAGCCUGGGGAUCGGUCACACUGGUGCGUGGUGGCAUACUGGGAGGAGAAGACAAGAGUGGGGAGGCUCUACUGUGUCCAGGAGCCUUCCUUGGAUAUCUUCUAUGAUCUACCUCAGGGGAAUGGCUUUUGCCUCGGACAGCUCAAUUCGGACAACAAGAGUCAGCUGGUGCAGAAAGUUCGGAGCAAAAUUGGCUGUGGCAUCCAGCUGACUCGGGAAGUGGAUGGCGUGUGGGUGUACAACCGCAGCAGUUACCCCAUCUUCAUCAAGUCCGCCACACUGGACAACCCGGACUCCAGGACGCUGUUGGUGCACAAGGUGUUCCCCGGUUUUUCCAUCAAGGCUUUCGACUAUGAGAAGGCGUACAGCCUGCAGCGACCCAACGACCACGAGUUUAUGCAGCAGCCGUGGACAGGCUUCACCGUGCAGAUCAGCUUUGUGAAGGGCUGGGGCCAGUGCUACACCCGCCAGUUCAUCAGCAGCUGCCCGUGCUGGCUGGAGGUCAUCUUCAACAGCCGGUAGCCACUGGGGAGAGGACGAGCGCGUGCCGAGCAGGCCACCAUUCAAACUACUUUGCUGCUAAUCUUUUCCUCCCGAGUGCUUGCUUUUCAUGCAAACUCUUUGGUCGUUUUUUUCCCCCUGUUGUUGGUGGGGUAUUUUCUUUUUUCUUCUUGUCCUUGUUUGUGUUCUUGUGUCUUGUUCUUUGAGAAAUAGCUUAUGAAAAGAAUUUUUUUUGGAGGGGGGCAAGUGUGGUUGGCAGGACAGGUGGACAGGUCAGGUCACCCGUGGGAAAGGGGGAAGCAAAAGUCAGCACCACCAAACGGUGUCUGAAUGGGGAGCAGUCCCUUCGCUUUUGGGUCAGCAUUUCACUUGUCAGGAGUGUACACUCGAAGGAGAGUGUGUGUCUGUGAGUGUGUGCGCACGAACAGCAGAUGGGAGGUCAACACAGCCUUUGUUCCUUACGGAUGUCCCAGCUGAGAGGUCUGCUGUUCCAAGCUGUGCGUCUCCUGCGCCCUCUGGACAUGCUCAGUGGGGCAGAGGCAGUACCUGAGCAGGCUGGCUGGUCGCCGGUGUCCCAGCAGCUGCAGGAGUGACGCUUUGUCCCAGCCUUGGAAGCUCCCACCCCACCUUACCCCCUUUAGGACACGGGCCUAUCCACAGGCUUCUGAGAAGCUAGCCUGGUAGAGGCUGAACCAGAACCAAUUGUUUUCAUCCUUGUCUUACUCCCCUCCCACCACCCUGCUGCCAUUGUAGUGUUUCUUUUUUUGGCCAUCUGCUCCUGGAUUUCGGAGAUGGGCUUCCUGAGGGCUGCUGGGGCAGCCCUGUCCUGUCACAGCAUUGCUCCCCAGUGCCCUUUCAGGCCCCCCCGGCCUCUCUGCCCUGGUUUAUCAGGUUUCUCCCAGACAUCCCAAGCCAGCUCAGCACCACCCACCCACCCCAGCCUGGGUGCUGAGCAGUCAGACCAGUGAGAGGACAACCCCAAGAGGGUCCUGCUCAGUGGCCUCCUUCCCUCCUACCAGGAAGAAUUUGGUCCAUCAUAACCCAAGGUACCAUCCUAGGCUGACACCUAACUCUUCUGUCACUUCUUCUACAACUCAUACACUCGUAUGAUACUUUGACACUGUUCUUAGCUCAAUGAGCAUGUUUAGACUUUAACAUAAGCUAUUUUUCUAACUACAAAGGUUUAAAUGAACAAGAGAAGCAUUCUCAUUGGAGAUUUAGCAUUGUAGUGCUUUGAGAGAAAAAGGACUCCUGAAAAGAACCUGAGAUUUAUUAAAGAAAAAAUGUAUUUUAUGUUAUAUAUAAAUAUAUUAUUACUUGUAAAUAUAAAGACGUUUUAUAAGCAUCAUUAUUUAUGUAUUGUGCAAUGUGUAUAAAC
Molecule: messenger RNA, 2495 nt
Organism: Fukomys damarensis (Damara mole-rat)
Lineage: Eukaryota; Metazoa; Chordata; Mammalia; Rodentia; Bathyergidae
Gene: Smad7
Product: SMAD family member 7
Exons: 5
Coding region: 140-1138 (332 amino acids)
Biological process (GO): regulation of transcription by RNA polymerase II; BMP signaling pathway; transforming growth factor beta receptor signaling pathway
Cellular component (GO): heteromeric SMAD protein complex
Molecular function (GO): I-SMAD binding; transcription regulator inhibitor activity
Source: RefSeq, a predicted model, not a curated record